Messenger RNA from Miscanthus lutarioriparius, 1149 nucleotides. Lineage: Eukaryota; Viridiplantae; Streptophyta; Magnoliopsida; Poales; Poaceae. The record is from the annotation of a GenBank genome assembly.
AUGGAGCUUCCAUGGGGAGUGCUGCUGCUACUGGUCCUCUCCGUCUCCUCCUCGGCUGCAGCCACGCUCGCCGUCAGUGCUCCGCCCCCAGUGCCUGCUCCUCGUCAUGCUCAAGACGCUGAAGGCCUGCUCAUCAAUGGCAACUUCGAGACGGCGCCGCGGAAGCUGAACAAGACCCUCAUCGUGGGCCGCCACUCGCUGCCGGGGUGGACGGUGCAGGGUCACGUGGAGUACGUCUCGGGCGGGCCGCAGCCAGGGGGCAUGUUCUUCGCGGUGCCGCACGGCGUGCACGCGCUCCGCCUCGGCAGCCGCGCGUCGGCGUCGCAGAACGUGACGGUGCGGCCGGGCGCGCUGUACGCGCUGACGUUCGCGGCGACGCGGACGUGCGCGCAGGACGAGUCCGUGCGCGUGGCCGUGUCGCCGUCGCUCUCGGCGCCCGCCGACGUCGCAGUGCGCACGCUCUACAGCGGCGCGUCCGCCGACACCUGGGCCUGGGGGUUCCGCGCCUCCUCCCCUGUCGCGCAGGUCACGUUCGCCAACCCCGGCGUGCAGGAGGACGCCGCGUGCGGCCCGCUGCUGGACGCCGUCACCAUCAAGGAGCUGCCGGCGCCGUACCCGACCAAAGACAACCUGAUCAAGAACGACGGGUUCGAGAUCGGUCCCCAGGUGCUGAAGAACUCGACGGUGGGCGUGCUGCUUCCCCCGAAGCAGAAGGACGCGACGUCGCCGCUGCCCGGGUGGAUCAUCGAGUCGCUCAAGGCGGUGCGGUUCAUCGACGCGGCCCACUUCUCGGUCCCGGCGGGGCAAUACGCGGUGGAGCUGGUGGCCGGGCGGGAGAGCGCCAUCGCGCAGGUGAUCCGCACCGUGCCGAACCGCGCCUACAACCUGUCGUUCGCCGUGGGCGACGCCAAGAACGGCUGCCACGGGUCCAUGCUGGUGGAGGCGUUCGCGGGCAACGUGACGCAGAAGGUGCCGUUCGAGUCCGCCGGGAAGGGUGGGUUCAAGGCGGCGGCGUUCAGGUUCGUGGCCGCCGGCGCCCGGACCCGCCUCACCUUCUACAGCUCCUACUACCACACCAAGGUCACCGACGGCGUCUCGCUCUGCGGCCCCGUGCUGGACCAGGUCAAGGUCGUGCCCGUCAAGGCGUAG